Molecule: messenger RNA, 1707 nt
Organism: Peniophora sp. CBMAI 1063
Lineage: Eukaryota; Fungi; Basidiomycota; Agaricomycetes; Russulales; Peniophoraceae
Source: the annotation of a GenBank genome assembly
AUGAGUGGGAACUCUAGUCUACGAGAACAAAGCUCGACGCAGACUAUCCGCGAGCAGCCCGACUCUCAGUUGCCAACUGUUGUCUCCGCGAAGGCCGAAUAUGAUGAGCGGUCUCCGUCGGUAGUAGAUGAAUCAGGGUGGUCCUGGUCCAACCGACCCAUCGGGUUCUGGAUGGUCAUAGCUGCAACUAUGACAAGUGACUUUCUAUCUGCGAUGGACUUAACCGCCAUCUCUACUGCACUACCGACGAUCGUUGAAGACCUGGGUGGCUCCGACUUCAUUUGGCCAGGCAGCGCGUACACCCUUGCUGGCGUGGCUCUGGUUCCUGUUUGUGGUGGACUGGUAUCCAUCUUCGGAAGGAAACCGGUUCUACUCAUCUGUAUCGCGUUGUUUGCGUUGGGCUCAGCUCUUGCUGGUGCAGCACAAACCCUCAACAUGCUCAUUGCCGCGCGAGCCAUCCAAGGCUUUGCGUCGGGCGGGUGCAUUGCCACGACCGAGAUCAUCUACGCCGAUCUUGUGCCUCUCCCUCAGCGUGGCGUAGUUCUCGGUAUAGUCGCUGUCAUGUGGGCUGUGGCAUCCGCAAUCGGUCCGACAGUAGGCGGCGUGCUUGCUAACGCGGGAGCCUGGAGAUGGCUCUUCUACUUGAAUCUCCCCGUCUCUGGUAUAGCGCUGGUCCUUGUGAUGGUGUUUCUCAAGGUCAGGGCGCCACAGUCUACGUUCAGUGAGAAGAUGCGGCGGAUUGACUGGAUCGGAAGUAUCGUUGUCGUCGGAGGAUCAACGUCUCUCACGCUAGGACUCACAUGGGGAGGCGUGCAGUUUGCGUGGUCAUCUUACCAGACCUUACUUCCAAUCGUCCUUGGAUGCUGUGCAUUAUUCGCAUUCCCUUUCAUAGAGAAGUACUGGAGUGCUGAGCCUACCAUCCCAUGGGACGUAGUAGCCAAUCUAACGUCGCUUAGCGGCUAUCUCGGAACACUCGUGCACAGCAUCGUCGCUUUUGCUGCGAUAUACUACCUUCCCGUCUACUUUCAGGCCGUCCUCGGCGCAUCUCCGAUCCGCUCUGGCGUCGAUCUGCUCGGCCUUGCUAUGUUCAUCACGCCCUCAGCUAUGGUGUGCGGCGCCUCCGUUCAGGUCUUUCGGCGGUACCGACCGCAGAACAUCAUCGGAUGGAUCCUCAUCAUCGUGGGCUUUGGUAUCCUCACUCUCUUGGAUCGUACGAGCGACACGGCGCGUUACAUCGGCUGUCAGAUUGUGCUUGGCAUCGGUUUGGGCAUCAUGUGGGUCGCGACGUCGUUCCCGAUCCUAGCCCCGCUACCGUACUCGAACAAUGCGCAUGCUCUGGCGUUCUACGCGUUCUGCAGGAAUCUGUCCCAGACUUGGGGUAUCGCCAUCGGCGGUGCCGUCUUGCAGAAUCAACUCUCGAAGCAACUUCCCGAGCAAUACCGGUCGACGCUCGCGAAAGGCACCUCGAUCGCAUAUGCCGCCAUCCCGCUACUGCCGACCAUCCCGGAGCCUCUCCAGACAGAGGUCCGUGACGCCUUUGCGCGCAGCCUCGUCGUCCUCUGGGAGGUCAUGAUCGGCAUUUCCGGUCUUGGGCUACUCACUGUCAUCAUCAUGAAAGAAAUUGAGAUGCGCACGGACGUCGAUCAGCAGUGGGGCAUCGAGAAGGAGAAGGUUCGACCGGCGUCGUCCGUUGUUACUGAGGCCUGA